Messenger RNA from Daphnia magna, 1073 nucleotides. Its product is annotated as endocuticle structural glycoprotein SgAbd-1-like. Lineage: Eukaryota; Metazoa; Arthropoda; Branchiopoda; Diplostraca; Daphniidae. Bases 382 to 966 code for a protein of 194 amino acids. The record is from RefSeq and is a predicted model, not a curated record. Gene Ontology annotation, molecular function: structural constituent of chitin-based larval cuticle. The transcript is spliced from 3 exons. Gene Ontology annotation, cellular component: chitin-based extracellular matrix.
CAAAGACUUUGACAUUGAAGGAGUAGGAGGAAAUCAACAUACCCAGUUCUAACAAAUUCAAUACUUUAAUGCAGGGCAUAGACAAUUUUUUAGCAGCUUUGGCUAAAUGUGAGCUAUUUAAAUGUGAAAAUGUUGACAGUCUGGCAGAAGGGUCUAUCGCAAAGCAAGAAAACAAAUGUGUAAAAAGCUAGUAUGAAAAGUGAGAGUGCAGAAUAUUUUGCACAACGCCCAUACACAUACUGCUUGAACGAAAGCUACCGGCCAAAAUAACUAGGUCAACUGAAUGCCCGAUUGCCUGUUACUUACCAUUCACCAGACUAUAUAAGCCCAGGAAUGGAGAACCAAAAUCAUCAGUUGUUUACCAAACUAACCUAGUACAACAUGAAGCUGUUCUUCGUCGCCGCAUUCUUGGCUGUUGCUGCCGCCGUACCAUCCAGCUACAAGCCGGAAUACAAAGCUCCCAGCUAUCCUGCCCCAAGCUACCCGGCACCAAAGUACCCUACUCCUAGCUACCCCUCACCAGCCUACCCCGCACCAGCCUACCCCACACCAGCCUACCCCGCACCAGCCUACCCCACACCAGCCUACAACAAGGAUAACAAAUACGAUGACAUUACCAUCACCAGCCAAUCUGAUGAGCGCAACCUCGAUGGCAGCAGCCAAUGGAGCUAUGCCCAGUCUGACUACACCACCCGUGAAGAGUCCCAGGUUCAGAAGAAGAUGCAAGGAGUCACUUACGAUUCUUACGGCAAAGAAUCGUACGGUGAAGUCCUAGGCAACACCAACAAGGGAUCCUCUUACUGGGUGUCCCCUGAAGGCCAGAAAUUUACUUUGACCUGGGCCGCUGAUGAAGCUGGAUUCCAGCCCAAAGGUGAUCACUUACCCGUCGCACCCGUCCACGAAUACGAACUUCCAGUUGCCCCCGUCCACAUCCCUUUCAACGGCAAAGGCUACAAGAUCUACUAAAUUAAUGAAAUCUCAAUUGAACAAAUAAUUUAAAACUAUGUAUUUUAUGCCUUACGCCUUUUGGCUCUUGCUGUAAAAAUGUGUGAAUAUAAAGCGGAGACUAUCUA